Molecule: messenger RNA, 11948 nt
Organism: Oncorhynchus keta (chum salmon)
Lineage: Eukaryota; Metazoa; Chordata; Actinopteri; Salmoniformes; Salmonidae
Product: FYVE, RhoGEF and PH domain-containing protein 5
Exons: 21
Coding region: 186-4874 (1562 amino acids)
Cellular component (GO): cytoplasm
Molecular function (GO): metal ion binding; guanyl-nucleotide exchange factor activity
Source: RefSeq, a predicted model, not a curated record
CACAUAUGCACGCGCCACCAGUCGAGGACCGCUACAGCUGGAAAGUAACUUGACACAAUAAAAAUGACAUAAAACUGAGGUUAUUGUUUUACCUUUCUGGUCUUUGAAUAGCUUUCCUUUCUGUUUCUCGGAAUACGUGUGGUCUGGAAUAUAGCCUACGGGAUGUUGCUUUCUCACAAGGAUUAAUGAACGAUAAAUGGUUCGGAUGCUCGCGCGGAUGGUUCCUGAAAAUGGAUACAGAUUUUAAGAAGCCUCCUCUUGCUCCUAAACCAAAACUUGUGAGUCACCUUACCUUCAAGCUUCCUUCCCCCCUUAUGUCCCGGCCCUGCUCCUUAGCCAGGGGCCCCAAACCUCCCAUCGCCCCCAAACCCACAGUACGACAUGACCCUGAGGAGCGCGACUCCUCCCUACUCUGCAACAACGCCCAGGAGGGGUGCACCAACGGGGACCUGCUGUCCUCAGAUGAGGACCUUGACCAGGAGAACGAGCCAGAGGACUGUCUGAGUGGAGGGAAGGGGCUAGAGGAGGAGGAGCCAGUGGAACCUCAGUAUGACUCAUACUCUCUCAGUUCAGGGGUCAACGAUCCUGAGAAUGGUUAUGAAGAGCAGAUGGAACCGGUGGAGGAGGAGGAGAUGAUGCAGGAGAAAGAGGAGGACUGGAGGUUAACUGACAAUGUUCAGGCAGAGGAGGUGGAUUCUCUGGAAACACUGGGGGACAGUGAUGCUGGAUUCACAAUUUAUUCAGUGCACUCGGUGGAGGUAAUCGACACGGACAUCACUGAUGAGAUUGACACAGAGGGCUGCUAUGCUGGCGAGGCGCUGGCCGACACAGAUGGCUUCUCUAUCACCAGCAUUGAGGAGGAGGAGGCAGCAUGCUACUUCUGUGAAACUUGGCCUGGGAAAGAAAAAAAGGAGAAUGUGGAGGAAGAGCACCAAAUAGAGGAAGAAGAAGCAGAAGAAGAAGCAGCUGAUACCACAGCAGAUACAGAAACAGAAUCUCUCUCUGAGGAACACAUAGAUCUCCUCGUCAAAGACAACGUAGAGGAGGACCUUGUUACCCAAGAGCCUUCAUCCUUCAAGGAGGAGGAUGAAGGGGAAGUAGAGGAAUCCUCACCUUACCCUGGUAGUCCUACCAAUGUCCUACAGGAGGACUUUGGAUAUGAUGUCAUUGGUCCCUCAGAGGAGAGAGCACAAAGGUAUCAACCAUAUUCCAUAAUUGAUGAAGAGCCCAUGACUGUUCAGUACAGUAUGGAAGAGGGUGAGCGCCAACACAGCAAACAUAAAGCAAAACAACUUUUCAACACAGAGGAGGAAGCAGUUGACCCUAGCCUGGAACCCUACUACAUCUCAACUGAGGACAUUGUGGAUCCAGAGCAGAGCCCUGCAGAGGGCAAAGGUGACGGAUCAGCAGAGAGUGAGAGCACACCGGAAGAAUCUUCACUGGUCACAACAGAGACCACGGAGCCCAGUGAGUACGCAGCCAUAGGUGACGAUGACUCCCUGUGUGAGGACAUGGGUCAUAUUGAGUGUGUCUCUUCUGAGGACUACGUCGAGAUAGGAGAUGACGAUGAUGAUGAUGAUGACGACAGGGAGAACAUGACAGGUUCAUGUCAGAGAAGGAUGCCUGUAGUCCAGAGGGUGGAGGCUUUCUUGAACCAGAGUAACAACCAGCCCCGUUUCAGGCUGGUGUCCAUCUCUGUGCCAGCGGACACAGACACCUCCCAGGCCUCAUCGUUCUCUGACAGCCAGCUGCGCUCCCCAGAUGACUCUGAUGUGUUCAGGGAUGAGGAGGACCUUGAGGGCCACAUCAUUCCCUACCUGGAUGAGACAACCGACAUAGAAGGUAACCUUAGUGAUGAGCAUGUCUACGAAGAGGCAGGCCUGGACUCAGAGGGGGAGAAUUUCCUGCCUUUUGACAGAAAAUCCAUUGUGACCAGGUCCCGGUCGUUGUCAGGGAAAGUGCCUGGUUACGUGCCUGAUACGGUUCCUGAGGAGGCGGGCUCCGAGUUCCACCUUCAGAACUACUGCGAGGUAGAUUUGGACCGGAGCGGACCCGCGCUGAGCAGCAGUCCCAUGUUAAACUCAACCUGGGCCAAGAGCUCAUCCAAACAACAUCGCUUUCUCCUGUACCCCCGCUCCUUCUCCAUGGAGGGACGGGAACUGCCCCUGUGUGUGUACAGGGAGAGCCAGGGUUCCCCAGGGGAGAGGAGGGAGGACAGCCUCUCCCUGCCCUGUGUUAUGGGCUCUUCUGGAAGCUUCACCCAGCAAAGUCCCCUGCCCUCCAGCGGCCUGUCCACCCCUACUUCAAUGGUGGACAUCCCUCCUCCCUUUGAGCUAGCAUACAUCACCAAGAAGCCCAUCACCAAGAGCUCUCCAUCCCUGUUCAUCGAGGGGGACUCCCCAGACAGGCAGAAAAAGAAGAAGUCCUCCUUCAAGCGCUUCCUGAUGCUGAAGUUCAGGAGGAAGACAGAGAGCAAGCUGCUGGUGGACGUCAAUGUGUCCUCCUCCAGGUCCUCCCCUGAGUCCAGCCACCACGGCCCUGCCAGGGUCCUUGAUUUAGAGAGGCGCAGCACAGGCAGCUCCCCGCAACUCAAGUCCCGGAUGGUCAGUAAGCCCCAGCGGUCUCCGGAAUCCCCCUCCACCUUCCUGUUCUAUAAGGAUGGGAAGAGAAAAGGGGGUUCCGUGGCCUUCCUCAACCGCAGUGUGGCACGGGUGGAGUCCUUUGAGGACCGCUCCCGCGCCCCCUACACCCCCCUCCCUCUGACCAAGCCCCGCUCCAUCUCCUUUCCCAACACUGACAUGUCAGACUACGAGAAUAUACCUGCCCAGACCCUCAGCUCCGACUAUGAGAACAUCCAGAUCCCUUCCCGGAAGCCUGUACGACCUGGGACCUUUGCAGAGUUCUUUGACCACACGAGUCGGGUGCUGUCCUCUGCCAAUGACACUGAUGGUUACGUGGAUAUGAGUAGCUUCCCUGGGUUUGAGAGAAAAGCUCAGUCGCCUGAGCAAGAGCCUGAAAGUGCCUAUACAGAAGCCUACACCGUGUGCGCCAUAGCUGUUGGUUCACCUGGCGGGUCAGAGGUUGAGGCUGGGGGCGGGAUAGUGGAGGAGGAGGACCAAGAACAAACCUCUGAGGAGGAGGAGGGAGGAGCAGAUAACACAUAUGACAGACGGACCGACGGUCGAUCCAGAGCCUUCUACAUUGCCAAAGAGCUGGUGGACACUGAGAGAUUACAUGUGAAAGCCCUCAAGCUUCUCCAGGAGGACUUCAGGGAGGCGGUGGGGGCUGCAGUAGGGGAUGAGGGGGAUCCUGUGCUGGAGGAGGAGCGGCUGAGAGAGAUCCUCAAUGAGCUGCCCGAUGUUUACACUCUGCACCGCAGAAUCCUCACCGAGUUAGAGAACCGCAUCCGACAGUGGGAGGAGAGCCAGAGGAUUGCGGAUGUCAUCCUAUCCAGGAAGUCAGAGUUUGUGGUCUUUACGACUUACAUCGGUCACUACGACCGCAGCAUGAGCCUGCUGGACGAAAGCUGCCGGACCUCGCCCGCCUUCUCAGCAAUCGUCCGCCAAUAUGAGCAGCAGAGUCCGGCAGGAGACAAUGUCUCUCUCAAACACCAGCUUCUGCAGGUGAUCGUACGGGUGGCUCAAUACUGCAUGCUCCUCAAUGAUUACCUGAACAACCUCUCCCCAGACUCCAAAGAAUACGAAGAUACACAAGCCGCACUGGUGAUAGUAUCAGACGUUGCGGAUCAAGCCAAUGACAGUUUGAAACAUGGGGAGAACCUGUUGCGUCUGGUCAACAUAGAGUACAGUGUUCGAGGCCAGAGGGAUCUGCUCCAGCCUGGCAGGGUGUUUGUGAAGGAGGGCACUCUGAUGAAGGUCAGCAGGAAGUUCAGACAGCCACGCCACCUGUUUCUGAUGAAUGAUGUGCUGCUGUACACCUACCCUCAGCAGGAUGGGAAAUACAGACUGAAGAACACCCUCCUACUGACUGGGAUGAAGGUCAGUAAACCCAUCAUAGAGGAUGUGCAGAACGCUCUGAGGAUCGAGGGAGCAGACAUCUCCAUCACCUUGGCAGCCAGCUCCUGUAGUGAGAGAGAGGACUGGUUCCACACUCUGAGUCGGACAGUGUCUGAUCACGCCAGAGGACCUGGAACUUUCAGCAGCUGCUCUGGAGAGGCCAGAGAGCGUCUGUGGCUGUCCCUGGGGGAGAAGGCUCCUACUCUGGUGCCUGUAUCCCAUGUGAUGAUGUGUAUGAACUGCACCUCAGACUUCAGCCUCACACUGCGCAGACACCACUGCCACGCCUGCGGGAGGAUUGUGUGUCGGAGCUGCUCCAGGAACAGAUACCCUCUGAAGUACCUGAAGGACCACAUGGCCAAAGUGUGUGACCACUGUUACAGCGAGCUCAAGAAGAGAGGAGGAGAUGUGUCUGGGGCGAGUGGUACUGACAGUCCUCGUUCUAACCGUCGCUCCAGCCGCCCACUCUCUGCCGUCUUCCAGAACAUUCACCCUCCCAGCCUGUGGAGACACCGCAAGGGUACCGCAUCUCUGAGCCAGGCGAGUGUGUCAGAGGAGGGCUCUAUGAGUGGUACUCUACAGCGCAGUAAGAGGAGCAAGAGGAACUGGAAGAGGCUGUGGUUCCAACUCAAAGACAAGGUGCUUUACACCUACCAGGCCCGCGAGGAGAAGGUGGCGUCUGAGAGUUUGCCUCUGUUGGGCUUCACAGUGAAGCUGCCUGACAGGCCAGGUGGAGAGGAGACAACCAACGUCUUUGAGCUGUACCACAAGAAGACCCUGUACUACACCUUUAAGGCCGAGAACAACCACACUGCUGAGAGAUGGGUGAAUGCCAUGGAGGAAGCCACAGUUUUAUAGCAGUGGCCAUCUUGGGUGGUUUGUCAAGACUGUGGUUGCGUUCCACUGCUCAGACGUUGCAUGUAUCAACCAAUGAUUGCGUGCCACGUCAUUGACUGUGUCAUCGACUGACAGAUUACUAUAACAUAUGAUGUGGUUGACUGAUACGUAAAAUACCUAUCCAGGCGUUAUAAGAUCUGGCAGGCGUCAGCAACGCCUGGACAGAGGAACGCGCCCUAUAACUCACCUUUCAGACUUACCCUGGAGUCCUCGCUGCCACUCUCCUACGACACAUAGCCAUCCCUCAGAAUGCCUGAAUGUAAAACAAAAAGGGAAGAGGAGGAAGAUGCUCAUUUUGCCUUUAGUCAGCUGUGACGGUUGUGUCUUACUGUGUGGACUGGGAGAGGAGAGAACAAGGCAUGGUGUUCUUAAAGGAGGGGACACGCUCACCUACUUUGUCAUCUUCCAACGUCCCCAUCCCGCUGCUACAGCAGGUGUGAUGCCUAGAGCCAAGAGAGAAGCUGUCCCAGAUACGUACCCUUCUGGAAAAUUCCACCAAGGCUACCUAUGACUCUCCCUCCAGUUUUUCAUGGCAUUAACCACUCUGGAUUACGUAUACAAAUGGAAUGAAAAUUACAUUCACAUUUUUUGGGGGAUAUCUUAUUUUAUUUUAAUUAAGAACACUGUAAAAACAAUGUAGUUGUUUCAACUAGUUAUGAUUAAAUAACCGUUUCCACAGACUUUUCGGGCAGAGUGUUACCUGAACCCAAUUUUUGGGGGGGCACAAACUUGAUUACAUUUUGCAUGUUCAUAUAUACAGGAAUUCAUAUCAAAUAAAAUAACACUUUAUUGAUCACAUGGUUAGCAGAUGUUAAUGCGAGUGUAGAGAAAUGCUUGUGCUUCUAGUUCCAACAGUGCAGUAAUAUCUAACAAGUAAUCUAACAAUUCCCAACAACUACCUAAUACACACAAAUCUAAAGGGGUGAAUGAGAAUAUGUACAUAUAAGUACACAUAAGUAUAUGAAUAAGCGAUGGCCGAGUGGCAUAGGCAAGGUGCAGUAGAUGGUAUAAAAUACAGUAUAUACAUGUGAUAUGAGUCAUGUAAGAUAUGUAAACAGUAUUAAAGUGGCCUUGUUUAAAGUGACUAGUGAUCCAUUUAUUAAAGUGUCCAGUGAUUGGGUCUCAAUGUAGGCAGCAGCCUCUCUGAGUUCCUGAUUGCUGUUUAACAGUCUGAUGGCCUUGAGAUAUAAGCUGUUUUUCAGUCUCUCGGUCCCAGCUUUGCUGCACCUGUACUGACUUCGCCUUCUGGAUGAUAGCGGUGUGAACAGGCAGUGGCUCGGUGGUUGAUGUCCUUGAUGAUCUUGUUGGCCUUCCUGUGACAUUGGGUGCUGUAGGUGUCAUGGAGCGCAGGUAGUUUGCCCCCGGUGAUGCGUUGUGCAGACCACACCACCCUCUGGAGAGCCCUUGCAGUAUUGAAAAUGUCCUCACCUGUGAUUUGAAGACACAACCUGUUAGUGCACGCUGAGCCACCAUGUCUGUGUCAAUGACUGAUUUCACCUGCAUUGCUACACUUUGCACCUCAAAGUAAAUCUCAGCUCUAUUAAAAGUACACUCAAGAAAAAAUAUUUGAUUUAUCAUAGUGAUUAAGUCGGUGUUUCCUAAACUCACUCCUUGGGACCCCAAGGGGUGCACGUUUUGGCUUUCACCCUGGCACUACACAGCUGAUUCAAGUAAUCAACUAAUCAUCAAGCUUUGAUAAUUGGAAUCAGCUGUGUAGUGUUAGGAAAAAAACUAAACGUGCACCCCUUGGGGUCCAGAGGAUCGAGUUUGGGAAACGCUGGAUUAAGGAGUAACAUUAAAACAGAGUAAUAUACCCCACCAACAUUAAACAACCAGACAGAAAACCAUCAAAUGAAACAAGUAAAUCAAAUCAAUGAUGAGAGAAUAGUCAGAUUAACUGAGAACAGACACGGGAAGAUUGGAAUGCCAUGAGCCAAAAGGUUGUGCGUUCAAAUCCCAGGUGAGCACAUGUUGAAUAAUGGGGACGUGGGGAUGGCAGGUAGCCUAGCAGUUGAGGGCAUUGGGCCAGUAACUGAAAGGUCACUGGUUUAAAUCACCGAGCCUACUAGUUGAAAAAUCUGUCAAUGUGCCCUAAAGCAAGGCACUUAACCAUAAUUGCUCUGGAUAAGAGCAUCUACUAUAUGAAUAAUUUCUGUAUAAAUGACCAUGCAUGGUAGGUAAUCAUGUCAACGUGUUAAAAACAUUGCAUGUUAAAAGCACUUUUUUUUAACUUAAGAUGCCCAAAAAAAUCAUUUACAUUAAAAUUGACUGAAUUUUUGCCUAAGUUUUCACAAGUUGGAGCUAAGUUUGGGCCAACAAUUUUUGUUGUUGUUCAGAUAACACCAAAAGUUGAGUAAACAGAAAAAAAGGCUGUGUUACUUAAUUAAUAAUAAUUAGUUGAAACAACUGUUUUUUUUUCAGUGAACAAUAAGAGUAAAUGUUAUUACACUGCAUGUACUACUGGGGUGUAACCCACAUCCAGAGGUUAUGAAAAUGCUGAAUCUGUUAUUAAUACACGUUGACCACAUGCCAACGUGACCGUUGUUUUAAUGUGAUGUCAGAAGAAUAAGAGUGGAUCUCCAUGUAUUAUUACGUCAUCCACCAAGGUUUGAGAUGGUGGGUUCAUUCACCCCCCAUUAGACCCAAUAUGUGCUGUCAUGUUCACAGUGCAAGACAGCCUUUCUAAACCAAUAUGGCACUACUUACUGAAUGAAUUCUCAAUUUGUUUAUUUUAUCAGAACACUUUCCUGCACUCGACUUAGCCAGCUUCACGUACCUUAAUGCCUGACAUUUUAAAGCACAGGUUCUGCUUAAAGGAUCACUAUUCAUGGAUUGCACCUCAUUCGGUUGUUGCCGAUCUAACCAACGUUGAUAGAUCUCGCGGCAUAUUGAUGUCCGACUGAUGGUUGGUUAAUGGUCAGUCUUUCUGAACGAGGGCUAAUGACUGUUUCAUGAAAAGUAUGCUAUAGAAGCCUGGAAAUACGAUGACAUUGCUAAAGUAUACAAAUAAUUAGUAGAAAACAACUUUGCCAUCAUUAUGAUGUUGUCAAGUUUACUUUAGAGAGAUGGCAAUGUUGCCUUGAGCUAAAAAAGUUUGUUCCCUCAGCCCUAUGUUCCCUGGGCCCUAUGAUCCCUCAACCUAUGUUCCCAGAGCCCUAUAUUCCCCCAGCCCUAUGUUUCCUCAGCCCUAUGUUCCCUGGGCCCUGUGUUCCCUCAGCCCUAUGUUCCCUCAGCCCAAUGUUCCCUCAGCCCUAUGUUCCCUGGGCCCUGUGUUCCCUCGGCCCUAUAUUUCCUCAGCCCUAUGUUCCCUCAGCCCUAUGUUCCCUGGGCCCUGUGUUCCCUCAGCCCUAUGUUCCCUGGGCCCUGUGUUUCCUCAGCCCUAUGAUCCCUCAACCUAUAUUCCCCCAGCCCUAUGUUUCCUCAGCCCUAUGUUCCCUGGGCCCUGUGUUCCCUCAGCCCUAUGUUCCCUCAGCCCUAUGUUCCCUGGACCCUGUGUUCCCUCAGCCCUAUGUUUCCUCAGCCCUAUGUUCCCUCAGCCCUAUGUUCCCUGGGCCCUGUGUUCCCUCAGCCCUAUGUUCCCUGGGCCCUGUGUUUCCUCAGCCCUAUGAUCCCUCAACCUAUAUUCCCCCAGCCCUAUGUUUCCUCAGCCCUAUGUUCCCUGGACCCUGUGUUCCCUCAGCCCUAUGUUUCCUCAGCCCUAUGUUCCCUCAGCCCUAUGUUCCCUGGGCCCUGUGUUCCCUGGGCCCUGUGUUCCCUGGGCCCUGUGUUCCCUCAGCCCUAUGUUUCCUCAGCCCUAUGUUUCCUCAGCCCUAUGUUCCCUCAGCCCUAUGUUCCCUGGGCCCUGUGUUCCCUCAGCCCUAUGUUCCCUGGGCCCUAUGUUCCCUCAGCCCUAUGUUUCCUCAGCCCUAUGUUCCCUCAGCCCUAUGUUCCCUGGGCCCUGUGUUCCCUCAGCCCUAUGUUCCCUCAGUACCCACUAAACCAAUUUCAAUCAAAAUUGGCAUAAAUGCUUAUUGUCCAAAUCAUUUGUAUUUUAAUCAAAUACCCAGUGUGCUUUGUAAGUGUUCAUUUUCACAUAACAUUUUGGUCAUUUAGCAGACAUUUUUAUCACACCAUAGUGCCAUCACACUUCUGAUACAAAUGCAGUACAUUUGGGGUGAUAGGAGCCCACAGAAGUGUGAGUCGCUAUAAAAAAUGGUGUAGAAAAGUAUUUUGUAUUUUGAAAUUGUGUAACUUGUUGCAAAAUACAUUUCUUUGUAGUUAAGGCCAGUGGAAUACAAAUUACACUAAAUACUCAAAAGUAACUGAAAUGCACUACUGUUCAAAAGUUUAGGGUCACUUAAAAAUGUCCUUGUUUUUUAAAAAGAAAAGCACAGUUUUUGUCCAUUAAAAUAACAUCAAAUUGAUCAGAAAUACAGUGUAGACCUUACUAAUGUUGUAAAUAACUAUUGUAGCUAGAAACGGCUGAUUUUUUGUGGAAAAUCUACAUAGGCGUACAGAGACCCAUUAUCGGCAACCAUCACUCCUGUGUUCCAAUGGCACGUUGUGUUAGCUAAUCCACGUUUAUCAAUUUAAAGGCUAAUUGAUCAUUAGAAAACCCUUUUGCAAUUAUGUUAGCACAGCUGAAAACUGUUGUCCUGAUUAAAGAAGCAAUAAAACUGGCCUUCUUUCGACUAGUUGAGUUGCAAAGAAAAAUCCAUAUUGCAGACUGGCCAAUAAAAUCACAUAUUAAGAUGGGCAAAAGAACACAGACACUGGACAGAGGAACUCUGCCUAGAAGGCCAGCAUCCUGGAGUCGCCUCUUCACUGUUGACAUUGAGACUGGUGUUUUGCAGGUGCUAUUUAAUGAAGCUGCCAGUUGAGGACUUGUGAUUAGUCUGUUUCUCAAACUAGACACUCUAAUGUACUUCUCCUUUUGCUCAGUUGUGCACCAGUGGCUAGAUGUGCCAAGAUUGUUUGUGUUAUUUCUUGUUUAUUUCACAAGAAAAAAUAUUUUGCAUCUUCAAAGUGGUAGGCAUGUUGUGUAAAUCAAAUGAUACAACCCCCCCUCCCCCAUUUAAAAAAAAAAAUCCAGGUUGUAGGGCAACGAAAUAGAAAAAAUGCCAAGGGGGUGAAUACUUUCGCAAGCCACUGUAUGUGUACAUCAAGGAUGUGAAAAAUAUAAGCUAUGUCAAAUAUUUGUAAUCACUCCCUUCUUCUGAGGGAACACAGGGCCCAGGGAACACAGGGCCCAGGGAACAUAGGGCUGUGGGAACAUAGGUUGAUGGAGCAUAGGGCCCAGGGAACAUAGGGCCCAGGGAAUAUAGGUCCCAGGGAACAUAGGGCUGUGGGAACAUAGGUUGAUGGAGCAUAGGGCCCAGGGAACCUAGGGCCCAGGGAACAUAGGUUGAUGGAGCAUAGGGCCCAGGGAACAUAGGGCCCAGGGAACAUAGGUUGAUGGAGAAUAGGGCCCAGGGAACAUAGGGCCCAGGGAACAUAGGUUGAUGGAGCAUAGGGCCCAGGGAACAUAGGGCCCAGGGAACAUAGAGCCCAGGGAACAUAGGUUGAUGGAGCAUAGGGCCCAGGGAACAUAGGGCCCAGGGAACAUAGGGCCCAGGGAACAUAGGUUGAUGGAGCAUAGGGCCCAGGGAACAUAGGGCCCAGGGAACAUAGGUUGAUGGAGCAUAGGGCCCAGGGAACAUAGGUUGAUGGAGCAUAGGGCCCAGGGAACAUAGGGCCCAGGGAACAUAGGUUGAUGGAGCGUAGGGCCCAGGGAACACAGGGCCGAGGGAACACAGGGCCCAGGGAACAUAGGUUGAUGGAGCAUAGGGCCCAGGGAACAUAGGGCCCAGGGAACAUAGGGCCCAGGGAACAUAGGGCCCAGGGAACAUAGGUUGAUGGAGCAUAGGGCCGAGGGAACACAGGGCCGAGGGAACACAGGGCCCAGGGAACACAGGGCUGAUGUAACAUGGACAUGGUCCCUCAGAAAUAGCUAGAAAUGCUAAUGUUAGCUAGCAAAAAUGUCAGUGCUCUCCCCCCAAUUUUACCUAGCUAGCUAAAGUUAUACUGCAUCUCAAGUCAAUCUGGUGACAUCACAAUGAUGACAAAAGCUUAUCCUACUAAUUAUUUGCCUCCUUUUGAAAUGUUGUUUCCAAGCCACAGUAAUGCACUUCAGACAAAAUCUUAAUCAGCUCCUACACUCUUAGAAAAAAAAAGGGUUCUAAAAGGGUUCUUUGGCUGUCCCUAUAGGAGAACCCUUUUUGGUUCCAGGUUUAACCUUUUUGGGCUCCAAGUAGAACCCUCUUGGGUUACAUGAAGAACUCUCUGUGGAAAGGGUCCUACAUGGAACCAAAAGGGUUCUGCCUGGAACCAAAAAGGGUUCUUCAAAGUGUUCUCCUAUGGGGACAGUCGAAGAACCCUUUUAGGUUCUAGAUAGCACCUUUUUUAUACGUGUGUAUUUAGACUGCAUUGCAAAGAAUGCUCAGCUGGGCUUCAGUCCUGAAACGAACGUUAAAAACAACAUUGUGAUUAAAUGAUAUGUCUUGUUUUUUUUGCAUUUAGUGUGUUUCUUUGCUAUGCAUUUUUGUCAUGUACUGUAUUUUUUGAAAUGGCCUUGCAUACAGCAACUAGUUCAUGUAAAUACACAUAGAUUUUGAUAGGCAAAUAUUGUUUUGCUUUAUUUGCACUGAUAAAAUGAGAAUGGAACUGAAAUUGGGAUGUAAGUGCACUCUUCUCCUAAAUGUUAUUCUUUAAUCCUGUGUCUUGGUCGACCUGUGCCAAACUCACUAAGCCCAUUGCCUGGAGUUAGCUAACCAUGGAUAUAUCAGUUAUAUCAGAUCAAUGACAAAAAAAGAGACUUCAACAUUAAGUUACAUAACAUGUCAAAUUCCUAUUUAUAUCAAGCCACAGCUCAGCUUUAUAAUGAGAGUGGUUUCCCUGAUGUGAAACCCUGCUAUUAGCCAGAACUACUGUAAGUGGACUUUGUACUGGAUGAGUUAUUUAUUUCCAACCAUGGGGGUUUCUCAGACAAGUAAAGUGACUAAGGUCGGAUAUCCUUUG